Molecule: messenger RNA, 2301 nt
Organism: Manihot esculenta (cassava)
Lineage: Eukaryota; Viridiplantae; Streptophyta; Magnoliopsida; Malpighiales; Euphorbiaceae
Product: scarecrow-like transcription factor PAT1
Exons: 4
Coding region: 500-2101 (533 amino acids)
Biological process (GO): regulation of DNA-templated transcription
Cellular component (GO): nucleus
Molecular function (GO): sequence-specific DNA binding; DNA-binding transcription factor activity
Source: RefSeq, a predicted model, not a curated record
UAGGAGUAUUUGCUAAUUUAUUAUUGUUUCUUUAAAGUAAUUAUAGUACUCUGCUCUGCUUCUUCUCUUCACAUUCUCUGCUCUGUUCUAUCACUCUCUGUCUCUCUCUCCCUCUUCCUCUUUUUUUCCCCGCCUCUCUGCUAACAGUCAAAUACCAACAAAACAGAGCAUUUCUCAAAAUAAGCUUUUCCCCAUUGUGAAGGAGCAUUAGUUCAUUAUAUGCUACGUCUAAAUGAUUGUGACGAACGGAGAUGGUUUUCGACAAAUGAUUCAUGUUAGUUUGAUUAUGUUGGUCUAUAGCAUUCUGCCGAAUUUAGAAAUUUAGGCAAAUGAUCUUGGAGCUGCUUGCUGCAGUGUAAUCUAGUUGAACUGCUGCUUUAAAAGUUCCAAAUGCAGUCCUGAUAAGACAAUCACUUGGGUUGUUCCUGUUGCUAAAGAGGCAUCACAUAAACUGAUUAAGUGUUCAAUGUAAGCAUUGAAACAACUCAGAAGUAGAGGCAUGUCUACCAGGUUGUACAAUCAACCAAUGCAGGAAGUUGAGGACUACUGCAUGCCUCAGUUCCAAACUUUGGACCACCAGCUAUGCCACAGUGGCGGCAGCCAAGGAUCCAAUUUAUCUACUCUGACUUCCCGUGAGCAAUACUGCACCCUGGAGUCAUAUUCGGCAAAUGGCAGUUGUACCAUUUACAGAUCUCCAUCAACCAUUAGUUUCUCACCUAAUGGAAGUCCUGUGUCACAGCAAGAGUCUCGGUCAUACCCACCUGAUACACGCCAUUCUCCUGACAAUAACAAUGGCUCCCCACUAAGUGGUUCCUGCAUAACUGAUGAUGUUCACGACUUCCAGGACAAGUUGAAAGAAUUAGAAAAUGGAAUGUUUGGUCCUGAUUCUGAUAUCAUUGAAAGCACCUUCCAGAAUGGGGCGAUCAUUAAGUCGCCUGAAAUGGAUGGCUUAAGACAAAUAAUGGAGGCAAUUUCUAGAGCGGACCUAAAACAUGUCCUUGUUGUGUGUGCACAAGCAGUGUCAGAAAAUGAUCUGUUAAAGGCACAAUGGUUAAUGGAUGAACUGAGACAAAUGGUGUCGGUUUCUGGUGGACCUAUUCAAAGAUUGGGUGCAUACAUGUUGGAGGGGCUUGUUGCUCGGCUAGCCUCCUCUGGGAGUUCUAUCUACAGAGCUUUGAGAUGCAGAGAACCAGCCAAUGCUGAGCUGCUCUCUUACAUGCACAUUCUUUAUGAGGUGUGUCCCUAUUUCAAAUUUGGAUACAUGUCAGCAAAUGGUGCUAUUGCAGAAGCCAUGAAGGAUGAAAACAAGGUUCACAUAAUUGAUUUCCAAAUUGGUCAGGGGAGUCAGUGGGUCACUUUAAUUCAGGCAUUUGCUGCUAGACCUGGUGGGCCACCCCACAUCCGCAUUACAGGUAUUGAUGGUUCUACAUCGGAAUAUGCCCGUGGAGGAGGACUGACUAUCGUGGGGAAGAGACUAUCUAAACUUGCGGAGAUUGUUAAGGUGCCAUUUGAAUUUCAUGCCGCUGCCAUGUCUGGUUGUGAGGUUCAGGUAGAGAACCUUGGUGUUCGUCCUGGAGAGGCACUAGCUGUGAAUUUUGCAUUUGUGCUUCACCACAUGCCUGAUGAAAGUGUCAGCACUGAGAAUCAUCGUGACCGGCUUCUGAGGCUGGUUAAAAGCCUGUCUCCAAAGGUGGUGACCCUUAUUGAGCAGGAAUCUAAUACGAAUACUGCUGCAUUCUUCCCUCGGUUCCUCGAGACAUUAAACUAUUACAUGGCUAUGUUUGAAUCGAUAGACGUAACUCUCCCAAGAAAUCACAAGGAGCGGAUCAAUGUUGAGCAGCAUUGCCUGGCAAGGGAUGUUGUUAACAUAAUAGCAUGUGAGGGAACUGAGAGGGUGGAACGGCAUGAGCUUCUUGGGAAGUGGAGGUCACGGUUCAGAAUGGCAGGGUUUACUCCAUACCCUUUAAGCUCAUUAGUAAAUGCCACCAUCAAAACUCUGCUUGAGAACUAUUGUGAUAAAUAUAGACUUGAAGAGAGAGAUGGGGCUCUUUAUCUUGGUUGGAUGAACAGAGAUUUGGUGGCAUCUUGUGCAUGGAAAUAAAAAGUUUGCCAUUUUCUUGAAACUACCAUUUCAAUUUCAAUGCCUUGAACCUUUUUUUUUUUUUCCUUGUGCCUGGCUUUGGUGCUUCUGCUUCAUCAGGAUAUGUUCAUAUUCUUAGAGAAUUAGGUGUUGGAUUCCAAAGUGUUAUCCUCUGACCGUUCUAAUUUUCUAAUGAAAUGCAAGAAUGUUUUCAGGUUGUA